Molecule: messenger RNA, 711 nt
Organism: Macrobrachium nipponense
Lineage: Eukaryota; Metazoa; Arthropoda; Malacostraca; Decapoda; Palaemonidae
Exons: 1
Coding region: 1-711 (236 amino acids)
Source: RefSeq, a predicted model, not a curated record
AUGGAUGUAAUGACCAAGGAUGUUAGAGAAGCAGUGUCACGGUGCAUAUUAUAUGCAGAUGACAUUGUUUUGUGUUCAGAGGGGAAGGAGGAGUUGAGGUUGGAGAGGUGGAGAGCUGCACUUGAGGAGAGACGAAUGAGAAUAAGCAGAUCAAAAACCGAAUAUGUGUGUUCCAAUAUUACUGAGGAUGGUGGAAAUAGUAUAAGAUUGGGUGGGGAAGGAAUAAAGAGAUUACAGAAGUUCAAGUACUUGGGGUCCAUAUUAGAGGAUAGUGGAAGCAUGGACCAAGAGGUGAGACAUCGAAUUCAGGCAGGAUGGAAUAACUGGAGGUCUGCAUCAGGGGUCCUCUGUGACAAGGUUUCUCUGAUAUUGAAGGGAAUGUUUCAUAGGACGGUGGUCAGACCAGCAAUGUUAUAUGGAACAGAAACAGCAAGUAUGAGGAAAACAGAGGAGAAGAAGAUGGAUGUAGCAGAAAUGAGAAUGUUGAGAUGGAUGUUGGGAGUAACAAUGGAAGAUAGGAUCAGAAAUGAGUAUGUAAGAGGAUCGGCAAAGUUAGUUGAAAUAUCAAAGAAAAUACAGGAGGGAAGCCCUCGAUGGUAUGGACACCUGUUACGAAGAGAGGAACAUCAUGUUGGAAUACUUACAAUGGAAAUGGAAGUGUGGGGUAGAAGGAAGAAGGGGAGAGGGGAGACCAAAAAAAAGAUGGCGUGA